Molecule: messenger RNA, 1227 nt
Organism: Centruroides sculpturatus (bark scorpion)
Lineage: Eukaryota; Metazoa; Arthropoda; Arachnida; Scorpiones; Buthidae
Gene: mRpL46
Product: 39S ribosomal protein L46, mitochondrial-like
Exons: 7
Coding region: 80-1141 (353 amino acids)
Cellular component (GO): mitochondrial large ribosomal subunit
Molecular function (GO): structural constituent of ribosome
Source: RefSeq, a predicted model, not a curated record
UAUUUUUUUAUUUAUAGCAUGUACUGCUGCAAGUCCAAGGGUGCAGACACCACCCGCAUCACAUCAUCAAUGGCAUAUUAUGAGUGCCAUUUGCUUAGAACGAAAGCCAGUUGUAUCACAAGAAAUGACUCCAACUGAAGCAUCUUUUUCUAAUUUAAUUCAGAAAAUUGAACAUGAAAAUAGUUUGCUCAGUGAACAUGAAUUAAGGCAUAUUGAAGAUGUAAAAUAUGCAGAAAAAAUAAAAAAAAGUGAAGAUGAUAUUGAUCUAGAUGCUGCAACAAAACAAACUGCACAAGAGUUUGAAGAUGCCUCGAAUGAAGAAUUACAGAAGUUCAAAGCAGCACCAAUUAUUACUGCAUGUACUGCUGCAAGUCCAAGGGUGCAGACACCACCCGCAUCACAUCAUCAAUGGCAUAUUAUGAGUGCCAUUUGCUUAGAACGAAAGCCAGUUGUAUCACAAGAAAUGACUCCAACUGAAGCAUCUUUUUCUAAUUUAAUUCAGAAAAUUGAACAUGAAAAUAGUUUGCUCAGUGAACAUGAAUUAAGGCAUAUUGAAGAUGUAAAAUAUGCAGAAAAAAUAAAAAAAAGUGAAGAUGAUAUUGAUCUAGAUGCUGCAACAAAACAAACUGCACAAGAGUUUGAAGAUGCCUCGAAUGAAGAAUUACAGAAGUUCAAAGCAGCACCAAUUAUUACUGAAGCCGAUAAAAAGAACUGUCAACAUUCAUUAAAUAGAAAAUUAAGAAAUAGUCUCUUACUGAUAAUAAAACAAAAAUUAGGAAAUGAUUAUCGCUGGCUUCUACCCCAAAGUAUCAGAAGAGAAGACGAAAACCUAAGAGAAACGGCCGAAAGAAUCGUUAAAGAAAUGUGCCAAGAUAAAUUACAAAUCACCAUGAUGGGUAAUGCACCCGCAGGACAUUAUAAAUAUAAAUAUCCAAAAGCCGAGAGAAAUGGCGGAAUUAUGGGAGCUAAGGUAUUUUUUUUCAAGGCUCAAGUAAGAGAGGGAGAGAUAACAAAAGAAGAAUUGUUACAGCAAAAUCCAAACGUCAAUGAUUAUUGCUGGGCAACAAGAAGCGAGCUCAAAGAAAAACUGCAUCCGGAUUAUCUUAAGGCGGUCGAAAGUUUUCUGAUUGACGAAAAUUAAAAUGUUAAAAUUCUAAUUUAGCUUUUCGUGUACAGUUCAAUGUAGUAUUAUUAAAAGAAUAAAAAUCAAAGCUAUAUAAAUAUAAA